Molecule: messenger RNA, 4542 nt
Organism: Myotis lucifugus (little brown bat)
Lineage: Eukaryota; Metazoa; Chordata; Mammalia; Chiroptera; Vespertilionidae
Gene: CTDSP2
Product: CTD small phosphatase 2
Exons: 8
Coding region: 329-1144 (271 amino acids)
Molecular function (GO): RNA polymerase II CTD heptapeptide repeat phosphatase activity
Source: RefSeq, a predicted model, not a curated record
GAAACCGCCCCGUGUCCCAUUUCCUCCUCUUGUUUUCGCUCCGGAUUCUCCAUGUUGGACCCAAACUGAGGAGCCCGGAGCUGCCGCCGGGGGAUCGGGGCCGGGGGCACCCGGGGGAGCCGCUGGCCGGGCCGCCUGCUCUCCGUACAGGCCGCCUCCCUUCCCGGCCCAGGGAGGGAACCAGAGCAGGGAUGUGAACAGCGGUGGGAACCCGAGUCUCGCGUGCAGGAGCGGAGCGGGCCCCCGCCCAGGCCCCCCAGCCCAGCCCAGCCCAGCCUGCGCCCGCCGGUCCUCCCGCCCAGCCAGCCCGGGCCCGCGGGAUUGUUAGAUGGAACACGGCUCCAUCAUCACCCAGGCGCGGAGGGAAGACGCCCUGGUGCUCACCAAGCAAGGCCUGGUCUCCAAGUCCUCUCCUAAAAAGCCCCGUGGACGUAACAUCUUCAAGGCCCUUUUCUGCUGUUUUCGCGCCCAGCAUGUUGGCCAGUCAAGCUCGUGCACUGAGCUCUCCGCAUACAAGGAGGAAGCCAACACCAUUGCUAAGUCUGACCUGCUCCAGUGUCUCCAGUACCAGUUUUAUCAGAUCCCAGGAACCUGCCUGCUCCCAGAGGUGACAGAGGAAGAUCAAGGAAGGAUCUGUGUGGUCAUUGACUUGGAUGAAACCCUUGUGCAUAGCUCUUUUAAGCCAAUCAACAACGCUGACUUCAUAGUGCCUGUAGAGAUUGAGGGGACCACUCACCAGGUGUAUGUGCUCAAGAGGCCUUAUGUGGAUGAGUUCCUGAGACGGAUGGGGGAGCUCUUUGAAUGUGUUCUUUUCACUGCCAGCCUGGCCAAGUAUGCCGACCCUGUGACGGAUCUGCUGGACAGGUGUGGGGUGUUCCGGGCCCGCCUAUUCCGUGAGUCCUGUGUGUUCCACCAGGGCUGCUAUGUCAAGGACCUCAGCCGCCUGGGAAGGGACCUGAGGAAAACCCUUAUUUUGGACAACUCGCCUGCUUCUUACAUCUUCCAUCCAGAGAAUGCAGUGCCCGUGCAGUCUUGGUUUGAUGACAUGGCAGACACCGAGCUGCUGAACCUGAUCCCAAUCUUUGAGGAGCUGAGUGGAGCAGAGGAUGUCUACACCAGCCUUGGACAGCUGCGGGCCCCUUAGCCUUCCCUGAUUCCAAGCAACGGCCAUCCCAGUAGGGGACUGCCUACACUGUGCCUUUAUGACCAGCCUGACAGACGGAGUGGAAACUGGAGCAUCUCACCAAACGGGGCCUGGAAAUAGAAGUGAUGGGAAAGAACUUUAGGACAGGUUAGACGCCGAGUGGGCAAACAUCAGACCAAUGAUACUCCAAGCCGCCUACUCCCCGAGUUGGGUUCCUGAGAUGAGAGUGUGUGUGUGUGUUGCCUUGAACUGUGUUCAAGGAUUUAAGUGUUUUAGGUUGGGGAAAAGCUGAAAAAUCAAGACCCUCCCUAAGUUGGUCUCCUCUCCAGUCACCUUGAGCUCUAUAGGCAUGAAGACUAUUCAGGGCUCCAUUGCCAAACCAAUGGCCUUUCCUCAGUGUUGUAAGGCUUGUGCCAAGGAGAAAGGAGGGGUCAGCGGGUGCCCGGGGCAGACUCCUUUUUAAAACCUUUCUCCAGCCAGCUGCUGCAGAUAGAGGACAAUCCUGGGAGAUGGAAGCUUGUUCCAGAACUGGUUGCCCCAGGGGCCAUCCCGUCCUGCAGUUCAAGGGCUGCACUUCCUUCCAGCCGAGUGCCUGGCCUGGGCCCUGGGCCUGCCUUCCUCACCACCUAGCCAUAAGUCUCAAACCCGUGGGGAAGGAGGUCUUCCUGCCGUGGAAGAGGGCAGAUAACUGAUUUCCGUUCUUUUGACUCUUUUAAAAAUCUCUUUCUAAACAUGGAGUGUUGGGCCUGUUUUGUUUCUGACAAAGCUGCACCUGGGCUUAGGGUGAAUGUGGGUGGCACUGGGGGUGCAGGGAAGAGGAAAAUCCCAAAAGCCUGAAUGUGUGUGUCCCCUUAGCUUAUAUGUGGAUCAGCUGAGCUUGGUACUGUCUGUAAGUCUGUCUUCAGGGAUUCUCUGCUGGUGCUGGUGCAAGGACUUUGGUUCCAAAGUCCAGGAAGGGCGCUCCCUACCUGCCCUUCCUUUUCUUGGGCAGGGCUCUUUCCUGUUGUGUCUUCCCCUGGGCCUGGCCUGUGACAAGCUCUACUCCAUCUUCAUCCCUCCUGGCUGUUGCUUUUUCUCUCCAGGGCCUCAGAGGCACUCCUGCUUUUCCUGGGCUGAGGGGGAGUGGGUGUUCUUAUCAUUACUUUGCCAGCCUAACACACAUGCUUCCUGCCUCUGGUAACAGGUAUGAUGAGCCCUUCAUACACCUGCCCUUUGUGUGUCUCUUGCUUUCAAAGUUUGUUAAAAGUGAAUGCUUUAAAAAGGAGCCACAAAAUGGAAUUCCCCAGGAUGGAAAUAGGGGGGGAACUGCCGCUGUAAUUGGGAGCAUAAGGGACCAGCCCCCCCAAAAGGAGGCCCCAUUUCAGCAUCUCGGCCUUAAUCGUGGUUUUCCCCAGGGCUGGGUGGGGUUCUCUCCUCUUCCCUCCCUCCCUCCCUCUGAGGCCGGAAGGAGUUCCUCUCUCACCUCUUGUCCCUGGAGGCAGGUGUUACAAAGCAUUUGUACAUUAUUUCAGGUGUAAGGACACCUCCCACUCGAGACUCAUCCCCAUUAUCCAUUAUCCAUUUCCAUUUCCACAAUUAGGUCCAGCCUGAGAAGAGCCAGGUGGGGGAGCAGCAGCUUCAUGUUCUAGGUGGUAGCUGGCUGACUAGCAACUUUCCCGUAUUCUGGUGCCACCUCCUGCUUUGUCCAAGGAUGUAAGGCCUUGUGUUUCCCUGGUGUCACAGACAUGGAACAGUCCCCAAAGCCAUAUGGUCCUUUCCUCCAGCAUCAUUUCUAGUUUCCAUGGGGUCCUGCAGGUAGGGGAAGGAGGGCUCUGGUAUAAGCCAGGGACAAAGGCUCCUGAAGGAAAUGGGGGCCUCUGGAUCUAAGGCCCAGGGCUAGGCCUCCACCCUAAUACUGUGGGAGGGGUCUCUCUUAAGACCCACCCUAAGGGUUAAUUUAACCCUUGGGUUCAAUCUGCCAUCUGGCCCAGCCAAGGUUUUCUGACUAAGCAAAAAGUGUCCCUAGGAUGCUUUCUCCAUGUUCCUCCAAUGAAGAGCCAAGGCAGCCCCUUGCCUAUCAGGCUUGUCCGAGUGACCCAUGACAGGGCCAGGAGAGCUGGGGGCAGUGUCCUCAUGUCUUGUGCGGACUCUGCCCUGCCCACCUGCAGUUCCUCAACAGACAAGCCAUUUCCACUUCCCCAGAGAAGCAACCAGGCCAAAUAAACCUGAACAGGGUCUGUCCGUGUGGACCAGAGCCAGCCUCGUUUGCUGUCUGGUUUCCAGUUUCACGUGUGUUUGGGGGCAAGAGAAGAUUGCUCCUGAGAUGACUCAGGCCAGACCCAGUUUUUGAGGAGGAAAAGAUUGGGAGAGCGCCGGUUUGCCUCAGGAUCUGUGCUCGGGCUUCCUACCAGCCCUCCCUGUUUGCGGCUGGUCUUUGGAAGGCAAUCGGCUGCCAUGCCUGGUCAACACCAGUUCAAACCAUGCCAGGAAUCUGCCCCCCUGCCAGGUUCAGUUCUUUAAUGUGCCUCUUCAGGGACACAGUGUGUCUCUCUGAUUGGGCUUCUAAGUCAAAGCCUGAUGUUCGUGUCCCUCUCAUAGGGGGAGCUUUGGACACAGGACCAGUUUGGAAAGGGUCAGGUAAGAGUUCACUCUGCACAUUGUAGAGGGGACACUCUGUAGGCCCAUGGGUCCCUUAUAUAGAGAGAGGUUGAGCAAAUUUGCCUUCAGUUAACCUGGGACUUUCCGUUUCAUUCCCUCCUGCCUCCCAAAGAUUAUGACCAUUUUGUAAGUGUAUAAACUCACCUCUGUUAACAGUGGCCAAAAAGCUUUGUGCUAAAAGGCAUGGGAAAUCUAAAGGCAUCCGUUCCCUGGGAAAUGGGUGCCAUCCUAUCCUGCUACCCCUGCCCUGUUCCUGAAGCCUCACUCAGCAGGGCAGCCCCCUUGUAAUGCUGUCCUGCAUCCCAUGUCCCAGCCAGGCCAAGGGUCAGAGGAAGGGAAGCCUAUUUUCCCCUUUAUGUCUUCAGUCGGUUACUUUACCGUUGUCCCUCGGUCACUGUAAAAUGGGGCUUUAGGUCCCACCCCCCUUUUUUAAGGCAGAGGUCUGGCCCACUGCCCCUGGAGCAGACCCUCCUCUUGGGCCCCAUGUGCUUCUUUGCUUGUCUUUAUCCCACGUUUGACACGAUCCACGUCAGUGCCACUUUUCCCCUUCAAGUCGCCAUUUGGAGGGUAGGGGAUCUGCUUCCUACUGUGACUGGGCUAUGGGAUUCUGACUACCUUGCUUAAAGAUUCAUGGUUUGAUAAAUUUGUAUUUAAAAACUUGAAAUGUAGGGCGCCAUUAUGUGUCUGUUUAUAUUUUUGGAAUAUUUGUAUUACUUACAAUUAAUAAAAGUGGGUUUAAAAAGCCCAUCCAGGAAGGGGCA